Messenger RNA from Crotalus tigris (Tiger rattlesnake), 8981 nucleotides. It is a transcript of the gene EDIL3, whose product is annotated as EGF like repeats and discoidin domains 3. Gene Ontology annotation, molecular function: calcium ion binding. The record is from RefSeq and is a predicted model, not a curated record. Lineage: Eukaryota; Metazoa; Chordata; Lepidosauria; Squamata; Viperidae. Bases 1024 to 2433 code for a protein of 469 amino acids. The transcript is spliced from 10 exons.
CUGAGUUUGGGUUUGUUACAGUUUAGAUGUCAGUGGCAAAGACUGGCCCACCUAUGCUGUGUGAAACAAUCAGAAGGGGGAAAGUGUUUGGCAUACUUUGUGAUCGGAGGGAAGGCAGUUGCCAGUGUUGUCCCCUUCCAUGGUAUGAGGUAUGGCAGUCCAGAGAGGGAUGCAGAACAUACAGGGAUGCAGAGAAACCUGAAGUGACCAAAUGACAGUCAAAAUCAGGCACUUUUGUUCCAUCGGAGACUAACAUGGCGUGCUAGGUGGGAUGCAAUAUUGUGUGGGUUUGGCUACCAUCACAUAUCAAGGAGUCUUAGACAACUUCAACUUCCCUCUGCCCUCCCCGCAGAGAAAAAGAUGAGCCAAUCAGAAAACUGGGUGUGUCCACAGUCCCCACUGCUUCUCUCCAUCAGAAGCAGCUGCCUGACUGAAAGGAGAAGUGGAAGGGAAGAAGAAAUCAGAACAGAGGACAGAGAGGCUCUCAUCUUCGACUAAGGCACGCUGCCUCUGUUUGUAUACAGCACGCUUUCCAGCCUUUUUCCAGCCCUCUCCUGCUCUCUCUUCAUUGUUCUCUUCCCGGCGGCGGCGGCAGCGGGCGCAGCCAGUCAAGAGGCUGUCACGGCAGGCGAAAGGGAAAAGAGCGAGGCUCUCCUCCUUUUUCCCUCGCCCAUCCGCACUUGUCUCUGCGAGCGGCGAGUAGGCUCGUGGCGCUUCCUUACGUGAGCUGCGCUUGGGUCUCCCAGGAUCUCCUCUUUAAUGUUAGGCAAGACGCAGAACCUAUCAGGAAAGGGGAAAAAAGAGUGAUAGAAGGAGAGUAGGAAGAAAAGGAGAGUUUUCCCUUUCUUGAUCCACAGGGCAGAGGGGAUUCAUUCGACUAAAAAUAAUUUUAAGAAAUAGCAUUUAUCACCAAGUGGCUAGAUAGAAGGGCUCUUCCAGCCUUCCACCCUCCUUUGCCUGCGCUAAACUCACGCCUCUUUUUUUUCAUCUACUUGGGAUCGUCCCUUGGGGGACCCAAGGAUCAUGAACUGCUGGGUAGCCGCCUGGUUCCUGUUGUGCUUGAGCCUCGAAGCCCCUUCAUUCGCCAAAGGGGAUGCAUGUGACUCCAAUCCAUGUGAAAAUGGAGGCAUCUGUGUGUCUGGUUUGGAUGGUUUCUAUACUUGCGAAUGUCCUGAUGGCAUUACAGAUUCCAAUUGUUCUGGUGUUAUGGAGGUUGGGCCAUGUCUUCCUAAUCCCUGCCAUAAUGGUGGAACAUGUGAAAUCAGUGAAGCCUACAGAGGAGACACAUUCAUAGGCUACAGCUGCAAAUGUCUUGCUGGAUUUAAUGGAAUACACUGCCAGCACAAUGUGAAUGAGUGUGAAGCUGAACCCUGCAAGAAUGAUGGUAUUUGUACAGAUCUGGUAGCUAACUAUUCCUGUGAGUGCCCAGGUGAAUUCAUGGGAAGAAAUUGCCAAUAUAAAUGCUCUGGACCAUUGGGAAUGGAAGGAGGAAUUAUUUCUAACCAACAGAUUACUGCAUCAUCUACCCAUCGGGCUCUUUUUGGGCUCCAGAAAUGGUAUCCUUAUUAUGCACGACUUAACAAGAAAGGUCUUAUAAAUGCAUGGACUGCAGCAGAAAAUGACAGAUGGCCAUGGAUUCAGAUAAAUCUACAACGAAAAAUGAGAAUCACUGGAGUUAUCACACAAGGUGCAAAGAGAAUUGGAAGCCCAGAAUACAUUAAAUCAUACAAAAUUGCAUAUAGCAAUGAUGGCAAACUAUGGACCACAUACAAAGUGAAAGGUACCACUGAAGAUAUGGUGUUCCAUGGAAAUGUGGAUAAUAAUACACCUUAUGCAAAUUCUUUCACCCCGCCAAUAAAAUCUCAGUAUCUACGAUUGUAUCCUCAAGUCUGUAGAAGGCAUUGUACUUUGCGAAUGGAACUUCUUGGCUGUGAAUUGUCAGGUUGUUCUGAACCUUUGGGAAUGAAAUCGGGACAUAUUCAGGAUUAUCAGAUCACUGCUUCCAGUAUCUUCAGAACACUCAAUAUGGAUAUGUUCACAUGGGAACCCAGGAAAGCUCGACUAGACAAACAAGGCAAAGUUAAUGCCUGGACAUCAGGGCACAGUGACCAGUCUCAGUGGCUACAGAUUGAUCUUCUUGUCCCUACAAAAGUCACUGGCAUUAUUACUCAAGGAGCUAAAGAUUUUGGUCACGUUCAGUUUGUGGGUUCCUAUAAACUCGCCUAUAGCAAUGAUGGCAAAUACUGGACCAUAUAUCAGGAUGAAAAGCAAAAAAAAGAUAAGGUUUUCCAGGGAAACUUUGACAAUGAUACUCACAGAAAGAACGUUAUUGAUCCUCCAAUCUAUGCACGGCACAUAAGGAUCCUCCCCUGGUCGUGGUAUGGCAGAAUCACUUUACGGUCAGAGCUUUUGGGCUGUACAGAAGAGGACUGAUGCCUAAAUCUGCACUUAAUAGCACAACUCUUGAUAUUUCUAUAUAUAUAUAUAUAUAUAUUAUAUAUAAAGUUCCAUAGAAGAAACUGUAAAACCUGUAGGAAGUUGAAUGGGCUUUUCAUGAAUAAGUGCUCACUUUCUGGUAGGCUGUUCUCUUUUGUAAGGAAGUCUAAGCCUGCCCUUAAAAUGGUCCAAUUCUGAUGCAUAUUCUUAUUUUUUUUCUUUUAGUCCCUUUUAAAUCUGCUCCAGUUAUUUCUCUGUUUUACUGUGAAAUUUCAAGUUCUCUUUUGAGUUGUUCUCAUUGGCUAAAAUGUGAUAAGAAAUAAAAAAAAUGUCAUCAUUUUUGCAAAGGAAAUGAACAUGGUUUUACAGAGUUCAUUAGUAAUCUGAAAACAAGCUGAUGGAAGUCAUUAUUUCCAAACCCAUGCGGUCAUCUUACUUAUUUACAAGUGAUACUGUGGCUUUAGCAAUAAGUUUUUCUCGAGAAUGACUCCAUUUGAUUCCUUCCCUUGUGCCUAUCACAUACUGUCAUGACAAAUGAUACUAUUUUUGAAAACAAAAAUCUGUGGUCUGCAGUCCUUCUGAUGUCACAUAUUACAUUUUGUAAUUUCUUUAAAAGAGCUGAGUCCACACACUUUAGAUUUCGUUUCCAGUUGUUUCACUUUUCAUUGAGUAUAAUGGAAACAUUUCAUUGUCUUUUACAUGUAAUCCCAUUAACUACUGCUGUUUAUUUAUGACCAAAGCUGAAUUUUAUAGAACAAAAUCUGUCAUUGUUAUAUCACGAAGUCUAUGAUUUUGUAAAUUAAUUCAGUUUACAGGGUUUUUUCUCCCUAAACAAUGCUGGGCUGACAAGAACAUGGACCAAAUCCUAAGCUGAUUCUCAGUAAAAGAAAGUUGCAUAAAUAACUUAAUAUGGCAUUCAUGUGCUCCUGUCUUUACUCCCUUUGGAGUUGGCUUGUUAAUCUAUGAAAGAGCUGCCCCAGCCCCUUGGGUCAAUGGGCAAGGGAGUGUGAUUUAAAAAAAAAUCUAGAAUUCAUUCCAAAAUGAACCAAUGUAUCUUAGUUCAGAAAUGCAACUUCGCUAUACCAUUAUCCAUAAGCUACAGUUCAGAGGGACAUAUACAAGCAAUGGGCUGGAUGCUCUUAUGAUCUUUAAAUGAUUGCAACCUUCAGCUGUACAAAGUUAUUUUGAGCACACAGGUUUGAUAAUAGAGCCAGGAACAGGCAAAGAUAGAAGGAAAAGCAGGAGAAAGCAGAACAGUUUUACUGAAUGCAAACAUCAGACUUAAUUUCAAAUUGAGCAUGUCUCUGGUUCUUAAGACUGUAAAGAUGCUGUAUAGCUUCUAAUAACAUCACAUCACAGAUAAUAAUGUAAUUUCAAUUAUUUUUAAAACAAAGAAUAUUUCUUUCUCUACUAAAAGAGUUUAACUGCUGUGUGUAUAGAAAUUAGGCUACUAAAAGACGACUAACUAGCCCAAGACCCCUGCUACUGGAAUUCAGCUUUCAUUUACUCUGUGACCUAGGACAAGCUGCAUUCCAUUCUGCCAGAGCUUUCUAACAGUAUGAAAGUAAUAAAGUUAUUGGGAGAGGAUUAAGGUUUUCAAACUGAUGGUCUAGAUCACAGUAGUUCAUAAUGUUACUAUCCUAUCUACCUAGCUCCUUUCUCUCUCUUCUAACACAUCAAAGGUACUUAUGUGACAAGAAUUAGCCAUAAUGCCAAUUAUCAUGCACCUUGAUUAAGAAAUAUUGCUUUCUGUACCUUGGAUAUCCUAUCUGAAAAUAUACAACUAGGAUUCAAUGCACAUCAGUCAAUGCUAGAGAGCCAUGAAUCUCUAGUUUGUGCUCAUCCUUAGCCAAACAAGAUAUGAGAUCCUGUUGCCAUGGGAAGGAGGGUACCAAGGUACUGCAAAAGGAUGGUUGAGUGGCUUCUUGUUUCCACUUAUGCCCAGCCAUAGUGAUAAUUAUAUAAAAAAAGACUGUGAGAAUUUGACAGAUGACUUAAUAAGUGGAAUUUGAAAUGAAACUCCAGUUUGUUCAGGGGGUUCUGCUAGACAGUGAUCCUGGCCAUGUUUGCAAAGCACUUUCAUUUAAACAAAGUAUUUGCUGAAUGUAUUUUUUUUUUUUACUUGAAACUCUAUAUCAGGGAUAUUCAAAUUUGGCCCUUUUAUGACUUGUGGACUUCAGCUCCCAGAAUUCCUCAGCCAGGCACACUGGUUAAGGAAUUCUGGGAGUUGAAGUCCACAAGUCAUAAAAAGACCAAGUUUGAAGACCCCUGCUCUAUAUUAAUCACCAUCUCCAUUCUUAUUUUCAUAAAAGGUAUGUGGGAUUGAUGGGUUUUUUUAGCCUCAUUAAAAUAGUUCACACUAAACAUUUUUAUUAAAUUGCAUUUCUUUUUUUUCAAAUCAUGGUAAUGUAAGCAUGGCUUCUACAACCUUGAUAUAUAUAAAAAGAGCUACUCUAUAAUUGUAAAGAGUAUAAUUAGAAAAAAGGUUAUAGCCAGCACUGGCUUCCUGCAGUGGAAUGGAUGGUGGGAUAGAUUAUUAUUUUUGAAACCAAAAUCUCUUUCCCCAUGGAAAUCUCUAGAGCACAUUUGGGAAUACAUGGGAGCAUGGGAAAAAAAACAGUAAAGGGAGACAGAUAGUAUAGCACAAGCAGAUGUAAUGUUAUAUAUAUAUCCCAAGUUCUUCACAGAUUCUCCUAAAGAUUUGCCACAAGUAGUUUGGGCUACAUAAGUUUUUAAUUUUCAGAUGAUAUUUCUUAAAAAUGUCUUUCCCAAAAAAGUGUACCCAUAAAAAAGGACUUCUGUCUAGUCUUAAAAUGAUCAGAACUCACACAUUUAAUUUGUAAGGCUUAGACAAAGAUACUCAGAGAUGUUCAGUAGGGGAAUCUAAUCAAGGUAAAGCAAGUAUCUGUAAGGAAUGCCAAGGUUCUGUGUAUGUUUAUGACUUUUGUGUAUGUGUGUUUGUUUUAGUUGGAUUUGUGCUGCAUUACAAUCCCACUAGACUGUUACUGUCUUGUCUGUAACUGUGUUAACAUUUCCUAACAAUGUUAUUUAUGGAAUUGUCUUUGAUUGUAGUGAAUAAUUUUAAAGAGAAAGUCAAUUCUGAUUGUAUUAAGGUGCAAAAGUCUGAUGGAAUAAAGGUAGUAACCAAGAUGGCAUUGAACUAUAUACAGCCCCUAUUCUGCAUUUUAGCUCUUAUGAAAAUGCUACAAAUCACAACCAAGUGAAUCUGUUCAAUUCUAAAUGCCUAUACUAGAAGUUAAAGCUGCAGCAAUAAACUUUAGCUUGUUGUAAGACUUUCAUUUUAUAGUGGAUCUAUACUUUAAAGCAGAGAUUAGCUAAAGAGUGCUGCUGAUAUGCAUUUCUUCAGCCUUUGAAAGCCACAAGGGAAAGUAACAAUUAUACUGAAAUGCCAAUCAGAGGGAAACAUUAGAUUUUAGAUCUCUUUAAAAAUUAGAUCUAUACAAGUGGGGGUAAAUUAAACUCUAUGGAAAUUUUGUAAGCCUAUAGUCUAUGCUUGCUGAGGCAAAAAAAUUAAAAAAGGUUAAAUCCACCAAAAGGAGGCUCAGCGAGAAGCUGCAAGAAUAGGGCUGGGAAUUUGCUUGUGGCAGGUUGCCCAUCCUGGUUAGCAACCUCAUUCCUUCUUUCAGUGUUAUUGGACCGAAGGUUGCACUUGUAGCCAUAGGUUCAUGCAAUGCAAAAUAAAUUAAUUUAGGUCUUGGCACUGAGAACAAAUUCAGAACCCAAUGCAGGGGUCUACAUAUGACUUUUUUUGAAAUCAGGCAGAUAAAAUCUGGAUUAACAUCCCAAGCAGGUAACCCAUGCCAACCAAAUCACUGCUAUUUUUUUAUUAUUAUGUUUUUGUGCCAGGCACAUAGCGACUGAAUUGCAGAAAUGAUACAUUUUGGCAUAUGUGGAUUCCAGAUCAACACCAUACUAAUACUAAGAUUGUCUUUGAUAGAUCAAGGUAAUAAACAUAUUUUUUACUCUGUAGAGAGUCAUAUGGAGGAAAUUUGCCUGGAUCUACCCUAUCCCUUCAAUAAGAAAUGGUUUCUAUAUUGAGUUCCAAUCUAACAAACUUCUCAUACUCCUAGCACCAUUUCAUUGCGCUGCUAGUCAUUAUAGACUUAUAAAAUGUAUUAGUGCUUUAUUUUUUUAAAAUGCAAGGAAGUGAAUAUUUAUUUGGUUCACUAUUAACAUGGGUCAUAAUUUAUAGUGCAUAAAAUGUCAUCUUCAAAUGUAGUGAUUUAUAUUUAUUGUUCUUUUUAAAAUGAUUGUGUUAUUUAUUCUUUGUUUAUUUCUGUAAACUACUUAAUUAUAUGAUUCUGAAAAGUGUCUGUUUUUAGCAAAUAUGGGCACAAUUUGUUGAAAAAUAAUUCUUGCAAGACCUACUUAAAUGAAUAAAUGGAUUACCCUGCUAUAGCUAUAUUUGUGUCCUAGUACAGCUAUAGAGAAAGUUGAUCAGAAUUAUGUUAAAUGGAAAAUGGAAGCUUUCACUGAUGCCAGUGGGAGAUUCCUUUGAAGUAAAACUGUCUGCUUCUCAUGAGUAAUCUUUAUUGGACCAAGGAAAGGAAGGAAUUAUUUUUAAAUUCCCUUAUCCUUCCAUAAUCCUGUUAAUGCUACCUUACAGCUGCUAUUUAUACAGAAAAAAGUGUAUAAAAACUGGUACACUCAUAUAAUGAAUAUAUUUAAUUUGUUAGUCAAUUAGACUUGCAAAGGAUACAUUUUCUCAGUGAAUUGUGUUCUUUGGAUCUUAAAUAAGUUGACAACUAAAUUGCACUUUUUAAUUCUAUGUGUCAUUGUUUGAAAUUUUCUACUGCUUUAGGAUGUAUUCUGUAGUAAGAAUGAAUGUGUACAUCUAUUCAUAGUUGUUCAGUAAACAACACGGGUGAAACAGCCGUCACUGAUCAAAUACCUCCAAACAAGUCAAUCCCAUCAAAUACAAAGCUUUUUCAUACAGAAACUUCACACACUCAAUUGCAAAUCAUCAGAUGUUAAUAAUUGAGUACUUGAAUAGUGUGUGAUGUACAUAUGUGUUUAAGUCAGCCCUAGGUCUAUAAACUGUAUCUUAUUAAAGAAACAGAAUUCCAUCAUGCAGUUUCACAUAUAUUACAUUUGGCUGGCUGUGUUUUAUAAACUGUUUGUGCUAAGUCAGUUCAGUAGCCAGUAUUCCAGUCCAAGAUAAAUAGCUGGUGAAUGAUAACUGCAACUUUUGGCCUAAAAUAGGACAGCAGAUUCACAAAACUAGCUAAACUAGCCUAACGUGUAUGUGCCUCACACAAAAUGGUGAAUUUAGAAUUAAGUCAUGCAAUUACACCAUAUGUAGAGUGUUUUGUACAACCUUAGUCUUAUGUGUAUUUUUUAACAUAAAUUUGCUCUGUUCAUGUGGCCUGUUUGCCCCUUCUGGUAUGAUCAUACAGUACAAAAUAUCAUUAAAUGUCUCAUCAUUUUUAAGACAUUUUGUGAUGUGAUUCAUCAAAAUAUUAGAAGAUAACAAACAUAAAAGGACAAGUAUAGACUCUCUACCUGGAAUGGGAAAACCUAUCUUUUUUCAGGAUUCAGUAAUCAUGUUGCAGGAUUUUGUACAGAUAAAUUUGUGUGCAUAUUCAGACCUUGGAUAAAUGAAACUACGAAUGGGGGAUAGCAUCCGAUCUUCCCUCUAGUUCUUCACUAUAUUCCAGAAAACAUACUGUCCGUGUAUGUGGAAGUCUGGGACUAUUGUCCCACUUCACUUGUGAUGCAAGCAAGAAAAAGAGAGAGAGAGAGAGAGAGAGAGAGAGAGAGAGAGAGAGAGAGAGAGAGAGAGAGAGAGAGAGAGAGAGAGAGAGAGAGAGAGAGAGAGAGAUUGCCCACUUUCAAUUUAUGUUAUCUGAAGCCAAUGGAAAUUUUCCAGAAGUUGGUACCUUGAGAUUCACAACUAAAUUUGAUUUAAAAUCAACAGGUUGUUUAUUUUAGAGUAACAUCUCCCAAGUCAUUUCCUUUUGAGUGACUUAUUACUUAAAAUCAAAUGUUAAGAAGAGAGUAAACUUGUUGGAACGAUAUGAUAAAAUUGUUUUUAACUUUUGUUUUAUCUUUAACAGUAAAACAGAAUAUUAUUUAAUUUCCCCUCUAUUUACCUAAAAAUGAUUUAAUUAUUUAUUUCUAGAUAGACUUCACCUUUCUAUAGCUUUCCUAAUUUGCUACUUUUAUAGCCUGAGAAUUAAAACAUAAUGCACAAGACUUAGGAUAAUCUACUUAAUUGUAUUAAGGGCUUGUCACAAAAUCAACCGCAAUGAAUAUAUCCAGUUCUGAUUUUUAGAUUGACUUUCUCUUUUGGAAUGAAGACAUACAAAUUCAUGCAGUUUUGAAGACUAAGAAUUCUAAUGAGUGUACCUGUGUGUAUACAAUUUUCAAAACUGGCUUCUUAUGUGUCAGUAAGUACAGAACUCUCUCAGAUACCUUGACAAUCUGUGUAAAGUUCCAAUGUAUUUUGUAUAUACUUAAAUUACGUAGAAUGAUGUUAAAACAGUCUAGUCUUCAACCUUAACAAUAAAACUUUUGAAAAAUAA